Messenger RNA from Penaeus vannamei (Pacific white shrimp), 2015 nucleotides. The record is from RefSeq and is a predicted model, not a curated record. NCBI's taxonomy places the organism in Eukaryota, Metazoa, Arthropoda, Malacostraca, Decapoda, Penaeidae.
CCCCAAAGGCUUUUCAGUACGCGGACAGACGCCUUCACAUAACAGCCUCUCUCUACAAGAUACUUUCAAAAGCAGUUUUGUCCAAUAUUCGAAAUGGCUCCCAUUCAGAACAGUAAUGCGUGCGAGGUUAAUGCAGCUUCGUCUGAAGUCAAGUGCUGCCGCUGCGGAGGGUCGAAGGACUCGUGGGACAUGUUCCUUCCCAUCACUCACAGGGGAAGCUUCUUCCAGGACUCCUUCUUCUCCAACAUUCACCAGCACUUCGACGCCGCCGUCAGGGAGGUCCUGGACAAGUGGAGCGGCUCUGACCUCAGGCUCACAGACCGCACGGAGGACACCAACGUCCGCCACAGUGAUGUCCUUGGCCGCUACAGAAGGCUUCGAUCCGUCGACCUGAAGGAGGAGAACCAAGCUGUCACUGUCACGUCGGAUGACACCAGUCACAAGGUGGUGCUGGACGUGCACGAGUUCCUGGGAGGAGACGUGACGGUGAAGGUGGUUGACGAGAGUGAGCUGCAGGUGGAAGGACGCGUGGAAAAGAAGGAGGAGGGAAGUUCCUGUGUGGCUGUGCACUCCUUCAGACGCCGCUUCUCACUGCCUCGCCUCACCAACAUGGCGGCCAUCACCUCCGCCAUGUCCUCCGACGGCGUCCUCACCAUCACAGUGCCCAAACUGGAAAGCGAGGACAAGCAGAGGACGACCAUCAUCCCCAUCAAGGUCGAAGAGACGAAUUCGCAGACAAACGCUUCCAAAACAACAGCUUCUCAAAACACAAAUAAACAGGAAACCAAAUGCGAACACUGCAAUCGGGACGCCGUCUCCAAGAAGGAGAGCAACAAGGCAGUCAGUGAAACGUGUGUCAAGAGAGAGAGCGAGUCCUGUCAGUCCGAGAAAAGGUCCUCGGCACUUGAUUCCUUCGCUGGACACAACUUCCUUCCCAUCGUGCACAGAGGACUCUUCUUCGACGAUUCGUUCUUCCAGGAAAGCUGGAAGGAUUUCCAGAGGGCGGUGAAGGAGGUGUUGAACAAGUGGGGAGAACAGUCCUCCAUUGGCGACGACCUAACGCGCUACAGAAGUCUCCGAAGUCGUGACUUGAGAGAAGAAAACCAGGCUGUCACUUCCUCGGAGGAUGAACGUCAGCAUAAGUUCGUUCUCGACGUGAAAGACUUCAGUGACGGCGGAGAGAUCAGCGUGAAGGCUGUGAGCGACAGAGAGUUGGUGGUCGAAGGCCGCAAGGAGAAGCAGGGAGACGGGUCGAGGUGUUCUCAGCGGUUCCUUCGGCGCUUCGUUGUUCCUGGAGACAUCCAGCUGGAUGGAGUCACCUCAGUCGUGUCUUCUGACGGUGUGCUCACCAUCUCGGCUCCUAAGAAGCAGCCGAAGCUCCAGGUCAAGGAGGUUUCCGUGCCCAUAACCAUCGAAGGAAAGAAAACUGGUCCUGCCGACACCGUCAUGCAGAAUGGAGAUCUCAAGUCGAAUGAGGCUGCAACAGGCGCUGUUGCAAAAGAAAAUAAGCUGCAAAAUGCCACUCCCGUAUCCAGCGCAAACUCUGCUUCCUCCAACGUACCUUUCAAAGCAAGUGCGACUCGCGGACCCGAGGAAACUUCCUCCUCAAACCAGCAGAAAGGAGAUUCUCAGCAGCACACCACCGUCAUUCCCGUCAGAGUCCAGGGAACAGAAGAGAUUUCGGGGAAGCAGACCUGCUCCCCUUCCAAGCCUUCGACAGGAGUUCGAGACGAAGACGCCUCCGCCAGAGCCACGUCCUUCGCCGCGAGAGGAAAAGGAGGCGACGCUGAAGAAGGCAACCAGGAGGAUAAGGACCUUUAUAAGCUGAAGGGAAGCGGAGCCAAGUUCCCCAUCAAGAUCAACGGAUCUGUGAUUAAUACUAACUCAGUCUAAUAUGAACUGAACAUUCCAGACGUAAUAGAUAUGAGAAAAGAGAAAGAAAAUACUUUUACACAAUUCAUUUAAGAAAUAUUUUAUAAAAUUGCGCAUAUAUUAGAAUAAAAAUUGUCGUAGUU